CGCGGAGCCGCCGGGGCUGCCGGGGCCGCCGGGGCCGCGGAGCCGCCGGCCGGGGCUGAGGCGCCGCUGCCGCUCCGGCCCCGCUCCGCUGCGGCCCCAUGAGGCGGCGGAGCGGCCAUGGGCUCGCUGGGCAGCCGCGUGCUGCGGCGCAAGGCCGGGCUCCCGCGGGGCGAGGCGGCGGCCGCGGGCAAGGGCGGCAAGAGGAAGCGCGGCGGGGCCGAGGGAGCCGGCGACAGCGACAGCGACGGCGAGGCCGAGCGGGAGGAGCGGCUCCUGCACCUCCGGGGCCGCAGGAAAAAAUUGAAAAGCACAUCGAAGUAUAUUUAUCAGACGCUGUUUUUGAAUGGGGAGAACAGUGAUAUCAAAAUUUGUGCUCUGGGAGAGGAGUGGAACUUGCACAAGAUUUAUUUGUGUCAGUCAGGCUACUUCUCCAGUAUGUUCAGUGGCUCUUGGAAAGAAUCCAGCAUGAAUGUCAUAGAGCUGGAGAUUCCUGAUCAAAACAUUGAUGUAGAAGCCCUGCAGGUGGCCUUUGGCUCGCUCUACAGAGACGAUGUGCUGAUCAACCCCAGCCGCGUGGUGGCCCUGCUGGCAGCAGCCUGCAUGCUGCAGCUGGAUGGCUUAAUCCAGCAAUGUGGUGAAACAAUGAAGGAAACCAUCACUGCCCAAACUGUGUGUGGUUAUUAUAAUUCUGCAGGGACAUAUGGGCUGGACUCCGUGAAGAAAAAGUGCCUUGAGUGGCUCUUGAACAAUCUGAUGACUCACCAGAGUGUUGGACUCUUCAAGGAACUCAGCAUAAACCUCAUGAAGCAGCUGAUCAGCUCCUCCAACCUGUUUGUGCUGCAGGUGGAGAUGGAUGUGUACACUGCUCUCAAAAAGUGGAUGUUCCUUCAGCUCGUGCCUUCUUGGAAUGGGUCUUUCAAGCAGGUGUUGAGUGAAGCUGAUGCCUGGUUUGCUGAGCGCAGGAGAGAGUUUGGGGGCGACGUUGCCUUCCUGGAGUCGGCGCAGGGCAGCGCCUUUGCGCCCGUGUUCGCACACCUGAGGCUGCAGUACAUCAUCAGUGACCUGGCCUCGGCCAGGAUCGUGGAGAGGGACGCCCUGCUGCCCUCAGAAUGGCUGUCCUCUGUUUACAAACAGCAGUGGUUUGCCAUGCUCAGAGCAGAACAGGACAAUGAUAUUGGGCCUCAAGAAAUCAAUAAGGAGGAACUGGAAGGAAACAGCAUGAGGUGUGGUCGCAAGCUGGCCAAGGAUGGUGAUUACUGCUGGCGCUGGACCGGCUUCAACUUCGGCCUGGACCUGCUGGUGACCUACACCAACCGCUACAUCAUCUUCAAGCGCAACACGCUGAACCAGCCGUGCAGCGGCUCCGUCAGCCUGCAGCCCCGCCGCAGCAUCGCCUUCAGGUUGCGCCUGGCCUCGUUCGACUGCAGCGGGAAGAUGAUUUGCAGCAGGACCACGGGUUAUCAGAUCCUCACCCUGGAGAAGGACCAGGAGCAGAUUGUGAUGAAUUUGGACAGCAGACUCCUGACCUUCCCCCUCUACAUCUGCUGCAACUUCCUGUACACAUCCCCCGAGAAGAGGGCAGACAGCGAGGCCCAGCUGGAUCACCUGGAAGCCUGAGAGCUCCCUGGGGCUGGGGCAGCCCCUCUCCACCCUGGCUGCUGCUCCAAGCUGGGACAGCCCUUCCAGUGUGGCAGCAGCCCUGCCUUAGUGCUCUCCUAUGCAGCUCAGACAUUGGCUAGGCCAAAACCAGUCAUCCUUUUUAAUUUUUUUUUAAUUUUAUUUCAGUUCUGCGCCGUCAGGCUGUAGCCAUUCCGUGUUGGAGAAGUGUUGUUACACUUGGGCUUUUCUGGGUGAAAACUGAGCCAGAUUGGAAAUAGGGAAUUUGUGUGGAUCACAGCCCAGGAAAUGACCUGUUGGACUCUGAGCACACAUUGUAGGUAGUGUGGGUUUUGUUAGUGUGGGUUUGGGUUGUAUUAUUUGUUGGGUUUUUAAAUAACUGAUCUGUAAAUACCAGAUCCAUAUUUUGCUUUUUUUCCUGGUCCUUUUCUCUUAGGGCCAAAUAAUCUCUGUAAAUGUGGCAUCUCAGCUUUGGUUAUUCAACUGCACAGCCUUUCCCACCUGCUGGCUUUAAGCCUUUUUUUGCAGCUCACACACACACAUUUCAUUCUUGGUCUUGUUCUAACCCUGCAGCCAAUAAUUCUCUGUCAUUUUGCAGGUUAAUUUACUAAUAGGGAUGUUCAUAAAUGAUUUUUUUUCCAUGUACAGCAAGUACUCCAGUGUCCUUGCCAUUACUUGAGUCCUGGCAGCAGCAGCUCUCAGCUGGAGUUCUGCUGGGUGCUGACUCUACUCACACAAACCAAACACCAGUUUUUAAACAUUUUCUGUGGCUUGUUUCAGCUGUUACCUUGGGAAUACACCCCGUGUUAGCUCAGGAACUUGUGACUUUCGGGUGCCUUUUGAGUGGUAUGUGUAACACCAACUUCACAUCAGUUCAGCAAGGUCACAGGAUCCAAAGGCAGAGCUGGGAACAGGAGAUUCCUCCCCACUUGGUGUGAUGGAUGAGUCGUGUCAUGGUACACUCUGUUCAGUCUUUGUUGGGUUUUGUGUUUGUCUCUUACAGUUUUCAAUUCUUACAGCAGGAGUUUUUGAUUCAAACUGGGAAUUUUUGCCUCGUUAGCCUAUUUUUUUAAUGUCAGAAAAAUAUAAAACCGUUUGUACUUUAUUACAAGGGUAAAAAAAUGCUGAGCAAGAUAGAAAAACAUGGCCACGUGUCAGUAAAUGAUUUCGAGUGGAAUGUUUGCCUGUGUGUGUUCUUUCCUGCUGGGAGUAGCUUUUUGUGCUGGAUUCACCCUGUGGAUUCAGCACCUCACUGGGAUCUUGCCUUGUGCCACAGCUUUGGCAGCAGAGACACAUUUUCAGCUGUUCAGCUGCUACAGCAUCGAAUUUAUUUAUAGAAUUAACUGUCUCUAGAUACUUAACUCUGGUUUUAAUUAGCAGUGCCAACUCCUUAAGAUGGAUUCCAUGGAAAGCAACAGGGGCAGCUGGUUCAUGGCAGAGGGAAGCGCCUCAGAGUCUGAGCUGGGCAGGGCUUUGCACCCCUGAUCCUGCUCUGCCCUCUGGACCCCAGGGCUCCCCCCGAGCUGGGACCCACCCAGUGUCACCAGGCUGUGGGAUGUGGAGCAGGAAACUCAUCUUGGUAUUGAUUUUCCAGGCUACAACCCCUUCCCUUGAUCCCUGGGUGUCCUGUGCCCUCCCGGCUGUGGGGCACUGCCAGUGCCAGGGGACAGCCCCUUCCCAGGGGCCAGCACCAGGGAUUUGGGGUGGGCUGGGAGUGCUGAGGGGCAGAGGGGAGCUCGGGGGCCCAGACACACGACACUGAGCCCAGCAGUGGGUGGUGGUUGUUUUUCUCUGGUUUAUUGUCACUGGCGAGGAGCAGCAGUGGUGGCCGAGGGGAGCUGAGCAGUACAACACCACACUCAGGAGCACGGUAUGAAAAGUACAAAAAUAAGGAGGCCUAUAUAUAAUAUCAUUGCAGUCAAUUGCUAAAAAUAAAUAUUGUAAACACGAGAGAACAACAUCGGGUGAAUCUACAGCACUCGUUUCUGCCAGCAGCCACACAGUCUUUGGCUUUAGGACUCCCCUGCCCCACAUCGAGAUGCAUUUUCUUUGCUUCAGGCCAGACGGAUUUCAGACUGGUCAGGGAUGUCACAAGGGAAAGAAUUUUCCUCUCCAAAUCACCUUGAGAACAGGAAUCGCCUCUUUUUGCCUUCAGUGCCCCUUUUUGUGCCAGGGCAAGUGCCUGAUCUGCCCAAAGCAGCGUUUUCCCUGCCUGGAGGGGUCUGGGGCGAGGGCUCCCACCUUGCAGGUGCUGCUGUUGUUCAUUUGCACCUCGCAGCCCCUGCACGGUGCAUUUGGCACUGGUUUGCACCUCUCCCCUCCCAUGCACUUGGACCUUUCGCCCCCUUAUCUCUCUGACAGCCAGAUGGGUUUGGAUUGCCUGAUAAGGGAGGAGAGCAGGCAGCGAGUUAUCUCGGGUCAAGCUGUACCCGAGCUGCUGCCAGGCCAGAGAUCUGUGCCCCGCUGAUACCCUCGGGCCACUGAGCACGAGCUGCUCCCUCCAGCCUCGCCCUGCAGGAAGGGAAGAGGCAGAUUCUGCUUGCAAGUCUCAGUAAUUCGCUGAUUGUGUUUAUGUAGAUCUACAUCUGUUUUAAAAGCCCAAUAAAAUCCUGUCCAAAGUACCAAGGAGGAGAGAUUUGCCAGGGAGGGAAGGGCAGAGACUCUGCUCCCUGCUGCCUGCGUGGCCAGAGAACAUUCCAGCACCCCGGGAAAGCGAAGAAAAUGCAUCCAGAUGGGAACAACCGAGCAAAACAAAACCAUCCUCAACCCACAAAGCAGCACUUCUUGCUGCGGGGAAGACAAAUCAGGCUGAGCAGUCUGUCUGUCUGUCCCCACAGAUAAUCACUGGAUCUUCCCUUCAUAUCAGUAAUUAGGAUUUAAUCUUCCCUUCUUCAUUUUAAACACAUUCACAGAACAUCCCAUGGCGACGUUUUGGCGUGAGGUUCUGCUCCCAGCCGGGCUGGACGCCCAGCAGCUGCAGGGCUGGUGGCCCUGGGGAGCCCGGGGGGCACAAACCCCUCCAGGGGCUCCCCAAAUCCCAGGGAGGGUGGGCUGCACUCACAGCUCUCCUGCAACGCUUUGAACUGGGAGCAUUCCAGACCCUGCUUGAUUCCGAGUCUAAGCAAAAGCUUUCCAGCACUGGGGGAGCCUUGGAGACCCGGGGGGGCAUCCCUCUGACCAAACCCAGCCAAAAAUCCACCACCACCACCCACAAGGGUGAUCCUCUGACCCCUGCGGAGCUGCAGCCCCUCCUGCACCCCCGGCAGGUGAGGGGACUCCGGUGACCCUGCUCCAGGCACCUCAGCUCCCCAGCUCCCUCUCACCCUGUCGGUGCAAAAUCCCCACCCUUCCCAAUCUGCCCCCAAAACUGCUCUUGUAGAAAGUUUCACUGACUAACAGAUGAAAACACUACGGAUUGCAGAAGGGGCACAGCUGGCUAAGAGUAAAAACAGCCACUAAUGCAACUCUGCGCAGUGCAGCAGCUGAAAAGAUUCCUGUUUUGAUUUUUCAGUAGGCAAAAUGCUGGUUUUUCUGAGGAAAAAAAAAAUCACACAAAACUGCUUGGUACCAGAUUAGAGGAUUUCUGCAUCAUCCUUCAAAGAUUUAUUUGACAGCUUCUAAAACUUCCACUAAACUUGGUUUCUUACAUCAUUUCUAUACACAGGUUUUAUUUGUUAUAAUUGUCUUGAGGCUUAUAAAAAAAUAAGCAUUUAAAAUGCCCAAAAGAGUAAUUUUCCUUUAAAAUUGUGCUACUGAACUUGACCCCCAACACAGAAGAGAGACUUUUGGUAAUGAGGUUACCCCAAGCAGUAUAAAAAUAUACAUAAAAAUAGACAAAAACUCUAUCCUCCAAUCUGAAGGGCUGUUUGUGGGGUUUAUUAGUUAUAUUUCUUUUUGUACAUCACUGAAAUUUCAUUAACCUCUGCUAAAUAUUUACAGAAAACCCCCCCACCCUCUGUCUGCCUCCUCUCACUGAGGCUGAGACCUGCAGCUUUUCGUUCAUCCAGAGUUUUCUGUUGGCAAAAACGGAUCCCUGCGCCGGGCCCUGGCACUCGGGUGAUGCUGCGGGCACAGGGGUCCCUGGGGACCUGCAGGGCAGGGGACAAAACAAAGCCUGGCCUAAGGUUAAACCCAGCCUGAAGCCGGCAGCAUCACCGCAGGGUGCUCCUGCACGCCCUGGCUUUCUGCUUUCCCUUUUGUCCUGGUGAUAAAGUCAGAAUGCCCAAACCUCUCGUACAACAGUCCUCAGGUAUUUGGGUCUCUUUCUCCAGUCUACCCCAAGAAAAUUUUAAAUUAAAAAAAAAAAUUACACAACAGAAGAAAAAAAAAAAAAAAGAAAAUAAUUACUCUGAUCUCUGACAACAUGAAAAGGUGACAUUAAAACAUGAAAACUAAGUGAUACAACCCCCCCGAGACUAUGU
Motacilla alba alba is the source of this 6038-nucleotide messenger RNA. It is a transcript of the gene GMCL1, whose product is annotated as germ cell-less 1, spermatogenesis associated. Gene Ontology annotation, molecular function: protein binding. NCBI's taxonomy places the organism in Eukaryota, Metazoa, Chordata, Aves, Passeriformes, Motacillidae. The transcript has 14 exons. Bases 118 to 1617 code for a protein of 499 amino acids. Gene Ontology annotation, biological process: germ cell development. The record is from RefSeq and is a predicted model, not a curated record.